Hemiscyllium ocellatum (epaulette shark) is the source of this 690-nucleotide messenger RNA. Its product is annotated as homeobox protein Hox-A6. The record is from RefSeq and is a predicted model, not a curated record. Gene Ontology annotation, molecular function: DNA-binding transcription factor activity, RNA polymerase II-specific; RNA polymerase II cis-regulatory region sequence-specific DNA binding. The coding region runs from base 1 to 690 and encodes 229 amino acids. Gene Ontology annotation, cellular component: nucleus. The transcript has 2 exons. NCBI's taxonomy places the organism in Eukaryota, Metazoa, Chordata, Chondrichthyes, Orectolobiformes, Hemiscylliidae. Gene Ontology annotation, biological process: regulation of transcription by RNA polymerase II; anterior/posterior pattern specification.
AUGAGUUCGUAUUUUGUGAACCCUACUUUCCCUGUUUCACUGCCCAGUGGCCAGGACUCCUUCCUCGGACAGAUCCCACUCUAUACAACGGGGUAUGAUGCUCUAAGGCACUUUCCAGCUUCCUAUGGGGCAGCGACGCUCCAGGAUAAGAGUUACUCGUCACCUUGUUAUUACCAACAAUCCAACUCAGUAAUAGCUUGCAAUCGGGCAUCGUAUGAGUAUGGAGCUUCUUGUUUCUAUCCUGAAAAGGAUCUAACCAGUGUUUCGCCAUCCGGGAGUGGGAAGCAUAGAGCUCAGGAUGAUUUCUUUUCCUCAGACCAACAGUACAAAACAGAUUGUGCACAAAACAAAAUUUUAAAUGAGGAAGGAAACGACCGGAAGUACAGUACUCCAAUUUACCCUUGGAUGCAACGAAUGAAUUCAAGUUCUAGUUCUGUCUUUGGGCCUCAUGGGCGUCGAGGACGACAAACCUAUACCCGAUACCAAACUCUUGAGCUGGAGAAAGAAUUUCACUUUAACAGAUAUUUAACCAGACGCCGCCGGAUAGAGAUUGCCAACGCACUCUGCCUCACAGAACGUCAGAUCAAGAUCUGGUUUCAGAAUAGGAGAAUGAAGUGGAAAAAGGAAAACAAACUUCUAAACACAACAGAAUCCAACAGCGAAGACGCAGAGGAUAAAACAGGGGAGUAA